Staurois parvus is the source of this 466-nucleotide messenger RNA. NCBI's taxonomy places the organism in Eukaryota, Metazoa, Chordata, Amphibia, Anura, Ranidae. The record is from the annotation of a GenBank genome assembly.
AUGGGCCCCUGUACCGCCUCCUCAUGCUGCUGCCAGGCCCGUAAUCUGUCAUGGGCCCCUGUACCGCCUCCUCAUGCUGCUGCCAGGUCCAGAGUGUGUCAUGGGUCCCUGUACGGCCUCCCAUUGCUGCUGUCUCCAUGGCCACACUCUGCCAUGUGCCACUUUCAGGUCUCCUCACACUGCUGGUGGGUUCCAUUUUGUCAUAGGGUGCUGUAUGGCCUCCCAUUGCUGCUGCCAGGCCCGUAAUCUGCCAUGGGCGCCCCGUACCGACUCCUCAUGCUGCUGCCAGGCCCGUAAUCUGUCAUGGGCCCCUGUACCGCCUCCUCAUGCUGCUGCCAGGUCCAGAGUGUGUCAUGGGUGCCUGUACGGCCUCCCAUUGCUGCUGUCUCCAUGGCCACACUCUGCCAUGUGCCACUUUCAGGUCUCCUCACACUGCUGGUGGGUUCCAUUUUGUCAUAGGGUGCUG